Molecule: messenger RNA, 843 nt
Organism: Phragmites australis (common reed)
Lineage: Eukaryota; Viridiplantae; Streptophyta; Magnoliopsida; Poales; Poaceae
Exons: 1
Coding region: 1-843 (280 amino acids)
Molecular function (GO): zinc ion binding
Source: RefSeq, a predicted model, not a curated record
AUGGAGGAAUUCAAAGGAGAGCUAAGAAAGGGACCAUGGUCACAACAAAUCAGGGAGGGGAUUAUUGAGGAUUUUACUCGUGCAGCCCAAGCAUGCAGCAUCGAGGAUUUUAACAUAUCCAUUGAGAGCAUAAGGAAUAUAUCCAGUGAAGCUGCUGACUGGAUCAUUGCAAGCAAGCCAGAGCAUUGGUCGGAUGCCAUUUUCAGAGGCUGUCGGUAUGAUCAUUUCUCCUCGAACAUUGUUGAUGCCUUCAAUAACUGGAUACCAACCAAGAAGGAGGGUUCGAUUGUGCUGAUGAUAGACUCAUUGAGAAUGAAAAUUAUGGAGGUAAUAGAAUCAAGGCGUGAAGCUUGCAAGGUGUGGCCAGGGCAUUUAACGCCUACCAUGGAAUACAAAGUGGAGGAAGAGAUGUUGAAGGCCGGUAAGAUGACUGUGCUGUGCUCCUCCGACACUGUGUUUGAAGUGCGGUGCAAUGCAAUUUUUGUCGUUAACCUUGCAAAUUGGGAAUGCACGUGCCGGAGGUGGCAACUUUCUGUCCUCCCUUGCAUGCAUGCUGUUGCUGUGUUUAACAGGACUGGGCGAUCUUUCUAUGACUACUGCUCAAAGUUCUUUAGAAUAGAAAGCUACCAGCUGACUUACUCAGGAACAAUCUUCCUAAUACCUGACAUGGAUACCGUUGAUUUGAGUGCUGGGGCAAAUUUAAUUCCGCCUCCCAAGCCACGUACAUCAGAUAAACCAAGAAGGAAGCGGUCUAACCCCAACAAGAUAACCACUCUUGUAAGACUCUGCAGCAGGUGCAAGCAAACAGGCCACAAUAAGGCAACCUGUGAAGCUCUGUUGUAG